Molecule: messenger RNA, 2430 nt
Organism: Talaromyces marneffei
Lineage: Eukaryota; Fungi; Ascomycota; Eurotiomycetes; Eurotiales; Trichocomaceae
Exons: 2
Coding region: 1-2430 (809 amino acids)
Biological process (GO): maturation of SSU-rRNA from tricistronic rRNA transcript (SSU-rRNA, 5.8S rRNA, LSU-rRNA); endonucleolytic cleavage of tricistronic rRNA transcript (SSU-rRNA, 5.8S rRNA, LSU-rRNA); ribosome biogenesis
Cellular component (GO): preribosome, small subunit precursor; nucleus
Molecular function (GO): GTP binding; U3 snoRNA binding; GTPase activity
Source: RefSeq, a predicted model, not a curated record
AUGGCGCCGAUUACCUCGUCGGUGCAUCACCACCGGAGCACAACAAAAACAAGCCACAAGCCAUUCAAGAGCAAGCAUGCUACGAAGAGUGCUCUUAAGGAGAGGACAAGAGGUAAAAUCGAGACAAACGAGCGAGGAGUCCGAAAAACACCCCACCAACAACUCAUGUCGAAGCUCGAUCGCAAAAACCAAGCUCGUCAAAAACAACAAGUGAAACGUCAGGAAAAGUCUCAAGCGGCCAGUAUUUUUGCCGGACAGAAUGGCGCUCCCCGUCAAGUGGCUAUCGUACCUCUUGCCGAUAAUAUCGACGUCGCUGCCGUGAUCCGCGCUUUGAACGAAAGCGUCGAUAUUUCCGAGGAUGUCUCCAUUGAUCGCCAAUUGCGUAUCCGCGUCGACCGAUUCAAGCAGAAUAUUAUGUACAUUCCAGCAAAAUACGACUUGAUACACGCUUUGGAUGUAUGUCGUGUGGCCGAUUUUGUGGUUGUGGUUCUCCCAACGGACGUUGAGGUGACGGAGGAAGGAGAAACUCUUUUGCGAUCAAUUGAGAGCCAGGGCAUCUCCAACGUCCUUGUGGUGGCCCAAGGUCUGGAUAAAGUAAACCCGCCUAAAAAACGCUCACAGAUUGUUUCAUCCCUCGUGUCAUUCAUGACUCACUUCUUUCCCACUAUCGAAAAAGUCCAUUCGCUAGAUUCCCGACAGGAGUGCUCAAAUGUGGUCCGAGGUCUUUGCACAGCUACUCCAAAAGGUAUUAGAUGGAGAGAUGACAGGAGCUGGAUGACUAUUCAAGAUGUCAAGUGGCCGGACGUACCAGGAAGCCUGAUUGAUGACGUCGUGGUCACCGGUGUUGUUCGUGGUAAAGGAUUGAAGGCAGACCGAAUUGUACAUAUACCAGGAUGGGGCGACUUUCAGAUUGCGUCUAUAACAGCAGCUCCGCCUCUAAAUACAAAAGGCAAAAAGGAGGAUUCAAUGAACAUCGAUGACACCGAGGCUCCGCAAGUUCUGGACCAGCCCACCGAUGAUCGCGACGAUAUGGCGGUUAUCGCACCUGAGGAGAUUGAGAUGGAUGAUGACAUGCUAUCAAACCCUGACACGGAAAGGCGAGGAGUGCUACUUGAUGACCACCACUACUUCUCCGACGACGAAUCUCAUAUUCCAGCUCGCCCUAAAAGAUUACCGAAGGGUACUUCAGAAUAUCAAUCCGCUUGGUUCCUUGAGGAUGACUCUGAUUCCGCAUCGGAUAUGAUGGAUAACGAAGAUGAAGAUAUGGAUAUGGAAGUUGAUGACACCGAGGGUCGUCCUGAGGACGGUGUUUUCCCAGACCAUGCCGAUGCCAUGACGGAGGGUGGCCCGUCAGAAUAUCCUCAAUCAGAGAUGUUCUUAGACCCAUCACCAGAAGAUGAAGCUGAUCAGCUUGAGAAUUACCGGGCCAGUCGUCGAACUGAAGCAGAAGACGAUCUAGAGUUCCCGGAUGAGAUUGAGUUACAUCCCAAUGUCCUCGCUAGGGAGCGAUUGCAGAAGUACCGUGGCUUGAGAAGUCUGAAGACUAGUCGAUGGGAAACAUCAGAAGAUCGACCAUUUGAACCCGAAGAUUGGCGACGACUACUUCAAUUCAACGAUUACAAAGGCGUUAAAAACAAACUUAUUCGGGAGGCUCUUAUCGGCGGUGUUACACCCGGUACACGAGUUAAUGUGCACUUGAAGGCUGUUCCAUCGGUACUGCGCAAUAGCCCAUUGCCAGUGGCAUUAUUUUCUCUGCUUCGACAUGAACAUAAGCAUACGGUCAUCAAUAUCAACAUGACAUUGAAUUCUUCUGUGGAGAAGCCUAUCAAGUCCAAGGAGGAAGUCAUCAUUCAGUGCGGACCUCGCCGUCUUGUCGUGAAUCCAAUUUACUCCGGCGCCGGAAAUACGCCAAAUAAUGUACACAAGUUCGAUCGAUACCUCCAUCCAGGUCGCAGCGCUAUUGCUACAUAUAUCGGUCCCGUAACAUGGGGCGCAGUUCCAGUACUAGUAUUCAAGAACCAGGCCGUCGACGACCCAGAAGUCCUCGACUCCGCCGAUGGCACUACCGCUGGAAAGACAGGUAACCGUUUAGAACUUAUCGCAACAGGGACGGUUGUUGCACCCGAUCAUUCUCGAGUGGUGGCCAAACGAGCCAUUCUCACCGGUCAUCCUUACAAGAUCCACAAGAAGGUUGUCACCGUGCGCUACAUGUUCUUCAACUCCGAAGACGUCCACUGGUUUAAGGCCCUUCAACUCUGGACCAGACGCGGUCGUAGUGGUUUUAUCAAGGAGAGUUUGGGAACUCAUGGUUACUUUAAGGCGAUGUUUGACUCGAAGAUUAAUCCUCAAGACUCUGUGGGAAUUAGUCUAUACAAGAGAGUCUUCCCGCGAAGGGCUCGGGGUUUGGAGGAGGUUGAGACUGUUGCAUAG